AUGGUGCAAGAAAGCGGUGGUGCAAUUCACCGUCUGGAAGAUUGGGGUCGUCGCCAACUGGCUUACCCUAUCAACAAGCUGCAUAAAGCACAUUACGUGCUGAUGAAUAUCGAAUGCGGCGCGGAAACACUGGCUGAACUGGAAAGUAUUUUCCGUUUCAACGACGCGGUUAUCCGUAAUGUCACCAUGCGUAUGGACGCAGCAGUCACUGAACCUUCUCCUUUGCGGAAAGACGGUGAAGCACGCCCACCUAAGCGUAUGCGUGAAGAAGUCCUGUCUGAUGAUGACGAUUCAUCUGACGACGAAUAA
This is a messenger RNA of Darwinula stevensoni, 309 nucleotides long. The record is from the annotation of a GenBank genome assembly. NCBI's taxonomy places the organism in Eukaryota, Metazoa, Arthropoda, Ostracoda, Podocopida, Darwinulidae.